UUUUUGCUAUACUUAUAGUAAAAUGAAGAAGUUAUUGUUAGUGUCAGUAUUUGCAGCUUAUCUGAGUAUAUUGGUUGUUGCGUUUCCAAACAAACGUCAGAUGACAUCGACAUCAGAUUCAGGAGUUUGUUUUUAUGGUAAAACUGCUGAAAGUGUUCUUGAUAUUCUUGCAAACCGGAAAUACAGAACAGUCACUCCUUCAGUUCGAAGACCAAAAGACUGUUCGGUUUUGGACCCUGAAUUAGACUCAAGUGGGGUAUAUACGAUAUAUCCGACAAACGGAAAAGGCUUCAAGGCUUAUUGCGAUAUGAAAACCGAUGGUGGACGUUGGACAGUAGUUGUAAGACGAAUGGAUAGAUCCCAGGAUUUUAACAAGAAGUGGGAUGAAUAUGAGAAAGGUUUUGGAAACCUUCAUAGAGAAUAUUGGCUGGGAAAUAAGUACUUACAUACAUUGACAUCAAAUGGAAAAAAUGAAAUGAGAGUAGAUAUUGAAAAUUUCAAAGGCGAAAAAAAAUUAGCUAAGUACUCUACAUUCAAGGUUGGAAAUGCUGCCUCUAAAUACAGACUAACUGUUGGUGGAUAUACAGGAAACGUUGCGGAUGCAUUUGCACAUGGACACCAUAAUGGUCGGAGAUUUACAACAUCAGAUAAUGAUAAUGACCUGAACAGCUCUCUAAAUUGUGCAAAACUCAAAAGAGAUGGGAGUGGUUGGUGGUUUUCUAGUUGUGAAGCAGUGUGCUUUACUUGUCCGUAUACCAACAACAAAAAAGGUUUUACUGGAAAUGGGCUGUUGCAAUGGGAGAUUUGGAAAGGGUCUGAAUAUUCAUUGAAAUAUGCAUCAAUGAUGAUACGUCGAAUUUAAGUUUUCCUCAAUAAAUAUAUGUCUGAUA
Messenger RNA from Mytilus californianus (California mussel), 890 nucleotides. RefSeq names its product ryncolin-1-like. The record is from RefSeq and is a predicted model, not a curated record. Bases 23 to 862 code for a protein of 279 amino acids. The transcript has 6 exons. NCBI's taxonomy places the organism in Eukaryota, Metazoa, Mollusca, Bivalvia, Mytilida, Mytilidae.